Messenger RNA from Mauremys mutica (yellowpond turtle), 7502 nucleotides. It is a transcript of the gene ATP11C, whose product is annotated as ATPase phospholipid transporting 11C. Lineage: Eukaryota; Metazoa; Chordata; Testudines; Geoemydidae. Gene Ontology annotation, biological process: phospholipid translocation. The record is from RefSeq and is a predicted model, not a curated record. The transcript has 29 exons. Bases 385 to 3816 code for a protein of 1143 amino acids. Gene Ontology annotation, molecular function: ATP binding; ATPase-coupled intramembrane lipid carrier activity; ATP hydrolysis activity. Gene Ontology annotation, cellular component: trans-Golgi network; recycling endosome; endoplasmic reticulum.
AGCGCACGGGCCGCUCCCCAGCUCAGGCAGCAGGGCCCCGGGGCGGUGCCCGGUGCCGCCGCCGCUGCUGGCGGGAGGGAGAAGCCGCUCAGUCCCCGGGGCCGUCCCAGCGCCCUGGAGCCGAGCCGCUGGGUGGGCAGCCUGGCUAUGGUGCCCGGCUCCCGGCUGCAGCGCCCGGGGAGAGCCUAGCGGCGGCGCCCCGGGAGGCGAAGGAGAGUCCCCAGUGCCGGGCGGCGAUGCGGCCGGGAGCUGCGCGCCGGUGACCGUGGUGGGGCGGGGAGCUUGUGGCCGGCCCGGGCGCUGCUCCGCCCGCCGCAGUGGUCCCCUGCAGGGGCUUGUGCCAUCGGGCUGCCUGAAUCCCCGAGCCUCAGCCGCCGCCUCGCAAUGCUUCGCUGGAGCAUUAAUCGCUUUUGCGCUGGCGAAGAGAAACGAGUUGGAACACGCACCGUGUUUGUUGGCCACCGCCCUGUUUCAGAAACCGAUGCUUACGUCGAGCAGAAAUUCUGUGAUAAUAGAAUUGUCUCAUCCAAGUACACUGUCUGGAAUUUUCUUCCGAAGAAUCUUUUUGAACAGUUUAGAAGAAUUGCCAACUUUUAUUUCCUUAUCAUUUUCCUUGUGCAGGUGAUAGUAGAUACACCAACCAGCCCAAUAACCAGUGGACUUCCACUUUUCUUUGUGAUUAUUGUUACAGCUAUCAAACAGGGCUAUGAGGACUGGCUGAGACACAGAGCUGACAAGGAAGUAAAUAAAAGCAGCGUCUUCAUUGUUGAAAAUGCAAAGCAAGUGAAAAAACACAGCGAAAAAAUCAAGGUUGGCGAUAUUGUAGAAGUGAAAGCAGACGAAACCUUCCCCUGUGACCUGAUCUUCUUGGCAUCGAGUAAUGACGAUGGGAUCUGUUACGUCACGACGGCAAGUCUGGAUGGCGAGUCAAAUUUCAAGACUCAUUACGCAGUGCGGGAUACUACUGGGCUCCGGACAGACGACGACAUCGACUCCCUGACUGCCACAAUUGAAUGUGAGCAGCCUCAACCUGACCUCUACAAAUUUGUUGGAAGAAUUAACAUCUACAGAAGGAACCAGGAGCCUGUAGCCCGGUCUUUGGGUCCCGAAAACCUGCUGCUGAAGGGGUCUACUUUAAAAAAUACAAAGAAGAUUUAUGGAGUUGCGGUUUAUACUGGAAUGGAAACAAAAAUGGCUUUGAACUACCAAGGAAAAUCACAAAAACGGUCAGCUGUAGAAAAAUCAAUCAACGCCUUCUUGAUAGUGUAUUUAUGCAUCUUAGUGAGUAAAGCUACGGUGUGCACCACUCUGAAAUACAUCUGGCAGAGUAAUCCGUUUAAUGAUGAGCCAUGGUAUAACCAAAAGACAAUAAAAGAAAGAGAUAUGUUCAAGAUCUUAAGAAUGUUCACAGACUUCCUGUCAUUUAUGGUUCUGUUCAAUUUCAUUAUCCCGGUCUCCAUGUACGUUACUGUAGAAAUGCAAAAAUUCUUGGGCUCCUUCUUUAUUGCUUGGGAUAAGGAGAUGUAUGAUGAAGAAAUCAAGGAAGGGGCACUGGUGAAUACCUCGGACCUCAACGAAGAACUCGGUCAGGUCGAGUAUGUGUUCACAGACAAAACUGGAACCCUUACUGAAAACAGCAUGAAGUUCAUUGAGUGCUGCAUAGAUGGACACAAGUACAAAGACGGCAUUUCAGAGGUGGAUGGGUUCUCUCACACGGACGGGCCCCUGAAAUAUUAUGGGAAAGCAGAAAAGUGUCGAGAAGAGCUGUUCCUCCGUGCUUUGUGUCUGUGCCAUACAGUUCAAAUCCAAGAAGGAGACAACGUAGAUGGAUUGAGAGUAAACCAGGAGUGCAGGACCUAUAUCGCCUCUUCACCAGAUGAAAUAGCUUUGGUAAAAGGCGCCAAAAAGUAUGGUUUCACUUUUCUAGGACAUGAAGCUGAUUACAUGAAAGUACAGAACCAAAAGAAUGAAAUUGAAAAGUAUCAGCUUCUUCAUGUACUAAACUUUGAUCCUGUCCGCCGCCGGAUGAGUGUUAUUGUAAAAACCAGUACAGGAAAGUUCCUCCUAUUCUGUAAAGGAGCAGACUCCUCUAUGUUUCCAAGGGUGCAACAAGAUGAAAUACAACAAACUAAAGUGCAUGUAGAACGUAACGCAAUGGAUGGAUAUCGAACUCUUUGUGUGGCCUUCAAAGAACUAACUCAAGAGGACUAUAAAAAAAUUAAUGAUCAGCUCAGUGAAGCGAAAAUGGCUCUACAGGACAGAGAAGAAAAGAUGGCCAGGAUUUUUGAUGACAUAGAGACCGACAUGCAUUUGAUAGGGGCUACUGCUGUGGAAGACAGACUGCAGGAGCACGCGGCGGAAACCAUUGAGGCCCUGCAAACGGCAGGCAUGAAGGUCUGGGUGCUGACUGGGGACAAGAUGGAAACUGCAAAAUCCACCUGCUAUGCCUCCAGGCUCUUCCAGACAAACACUGAAUUACUGGAGCUGACCACAAAAACGAUGGGAGACAGCGACAGGAAAGAGGAUCGAUUACACGAGCUGUUGCUGGAGUAUCAUAAAAAGCUGCUGCCGGAUUUCCCCAAAAAUAGCGGAAAGCUUAAAAGGAGCUGGACGGUGAGCCAGGAAUAUGGACUGAUUAUAGAUGGAUCGACGCUGUCGCUGAUAUUAAAUCCUUCUCAGGAUUCCAGUUCCAGUAAUUACAAAAGCAUUUUCCUACAGAUUUGCCUGAAGUGUACUGCAGUUCUGUGUUGUCGGAUGGCUCCUUUGCAGAAAGCCCAGAUCGUUAGAAUGGUGAAAAACACCAAGGGCAAUCCAAUAACACUAUCAAUAGGAGAUGGUGCCAACGAUGUUAGCAUGAUCUUGGAAGCACAUGUUGGAAUAGGUAUAAAAGGCAAAGAAGGUCGUCAGGCAGCAAGAAACAGUGACUACGCGGUUCCAAAGUUUAUGCAUUUAAGAAAAUUGCUACUAGCACAUGGGCAUUUAUAUUACGUGAGAAUAGCACACCUUGUACAGUAUUUCUUCUAUAAGAACCUUUGCUUCAUUUUACCACAAUUUUUAUAUCAGUUCUUCUGUGGAUUCUCGCAACAGCCUCUGUACGAUGCUGCUUAUCUUACAAUGUACAACAUCUGCUUCACGUCACUACCUAUCCUGGCCUACAGUCUACUGGAGCAGCAUAUUAACAUUGAAACUCUGACCUCAGAUCCAAGAUUGUAUAUGAAAAUUUCUGAUAAUGCCAUGUUACAAUGGAAGCCUUUCUUAUACUGGACCUUUCUAGGCGCCUUUGAAGGACUUGUGUUUUUCUUUGGAGUUUACUUUCUUUUUCAAAAUUCAUCAUUAGAAGAUAAUGGAAAGGUUUUUGGGAACUGGACGUUUGGAACUAUUGUUUUUACUGUAUUAGUGUUCACCGUCACUCUGAAGCUCGCGUUGGAUACUCGAUUCUGGACCUGGAUGAACCACUUCGUGAUUUGGGGCUCCUUAGCCUUUUAUGUCUUUUUCUCCUUCUUUUGGGGAGGAAUCAUUUGGCCUUUCUUGAAGCAGCAACGAAUGUAUUUUGUAUUUGCUCAUAUGGUGACGUCCGUAUCAACCUGGCUGGCCAUAGUUCUCCUUAUCUUUAUCAGCCUUUUCCCGGAGAUUCUUCUAGUAGUUUUUAAAAAUGCGAAAAGGAAAAACCAUCAGACUGUACCCUUUAAUUUGCCUAUGUUAUUGUCCUACAAACCUAUGGAGAAUGGUUACACCUCUGAAAUGAAGCUCGAAGAUGCUGUUACUAACUUGACACAAAGAUGCCAUCUCAGGAUACCUCAAAUGCAACAACUGUAAACACUGCACCGUGUCGUGCUGCAGGACAAGACGUGGGUUUGAACUCACAGUUCUCUUUAAGAUGACACAUGUAUUGUAAGCAGCCCUGCUGACUAAGCAGCGGAGGCACUGGCCCUCAUUUUUUCAAAGUCUGAAAAUGGAAAAGUCUGGGACAUAAAAAGUCCAUGGAAUCGGGAGUGGAGAAAAGAACAUCUAGAAUUCCAUGAAAAUGGAACAAUAGAAACUUUAGAGACACAUGGAUGCUCCUUAUGCCCACUGAAUAGAAGGAGGCUCCUCCAUUACAGAUUCAUCCAACAGCAAUGAAUGGCCACUAAAGUCUUAUUCUUUUGCCUGACCAAAGAAGUAGCACAGCCUUUCUGCUUAAUCACAGUCUUGUCCAGCUCCCUUGGAAGACACUGGAAGUUGGGUUGGACCCUAAAUUAGUACCACGGUCUGUUGUCUUGCACAGCUCCCGUUGCUGCUAAUGAGAGCUGAAGCCAGGAUGUGAUCGUUAGAAAAGUUCAGCUUUCAAAUCCACGCAGCAGAAAUACUUGAAAAUAUUGAAGGACUGAGCUGCUGAUGGCGUGAAAUGUCCAGUGGCAUCCCCUUUCCAUUGCAAACAGCAGGGUUAGACUGUUAAAUGUUCUGUUUAUUAAAAUGCAGAAGUGUGUCAGCCUGAACGUUUCUGAGGAGCCGAUCAAAAUAUUGGAAGAGUUUUCAUGGGGCAAGACUUCUUUUCCACAUUACCAAAUUUGAUUCUGGAACAGGCGGAAGACACAAUGACAAACCCUUUCCCCUUAUGUACUGAAAAUACACGGAAUUCUUUUAUUACUCAUGAAAAGCUCCUUAGUCAGGAAAGAAUCUUAAAUAAAAGUUAUGUUGUGCCAGGUUUUCAGCCAAAACUUAACUGGGCCUCUGUGGUUAUGCUCACGCUCCUGUGAAUGUAAUUGCAGUUGUUUGGAGACCUUAAAGACCUGAGUGGCAGUCACAGUCAGGGCCUUAAGUGACCCAUUGACAUUGAUUGUGCUUGCAAAUAAUACCAGAUAAAUCUGCAAUCUUCGUUAUCUGCACCAACAAAAAGGGAGGUCGGUUUUAAAAAUAAGUGAAUGAAUACAUCUGGUUCUAGGAGUAUCAUUUUACUUGGUUCUAAAAUCAGCAGGUUUUUUUUUUAAAUCUGCAUAUAUCAAGAUGUUGAUGUUGAUUUAAUACCACGUAUGCAUAGCAUAAAGGUAAAAUGUUUGACAACCAACUUCUAUUUGUUUUUUAUUAUGCAGGAAAACAAUACUACUUUGAUUAUAAACAAUCCUGAGUGAGCAUGGAUUAAGUGCAAUUGGCAUUUUAUUUUUUUAAUAAUAUUUUUCCACCAGGUUGACUUCCCCUUCAUCCUGUAUGUCCCAGGUUUCCCUGUGCCAGAUAAAGCAAACAAAUAAAUACUUGGGAUAAAAAUUUUCAGAGUAUGUAAGUCCCAUUUUCUUAGCCUCCCAAGUCUUAUUGCAGGUCAAUGAGACUUAGGCUCCUAAGUCACUUGGGCACUUUUGAAAAUUUUACCUUUAGGCUUUGCUUUGCUCAUGCACAAAGAGACUAGAAGUUAGGGCUGGGCAGAAAAUUCCCAUCUCCAUGAAAUUUCGAUGAACAACAGAAAAGAAUUUUGCAAAAAAUAAUUUUCCAUUCCCUCCCUUCAAAAAGUUUGGAAACGCUAAAACUGAAAAGGAGUUGGCACUACCGUUCUCAGAGAGCCGUGCACCUGAUUUUAUGCCUGCUAAUAGACUUGGUUUUAAAAAACACUGACAGGUUGUUCAGUCUCUUGGCCUCUCUCCUGCUGCCUCUGAAGUUGUUGGGACAUUUCCUGAGGAAAAGCUGGAUCGGGCUCUCCUGCCCCCCAAGUAAGGGCAGGCAAAUCCUCAUCUAUAUAUAAGCAGUCACCCCAAGCCUGCCAUUCAUGGAAAGCGAGGGAAAGGAGCAGAAACUGCAUGCAAGAGGCCUCUGUCACCCCUGCAUGUCAUGACUGCUUUAUGCUACUCAGCAUGGGGCGGGGGGAAAUGUGAGCAGGACACCCCACAGCUCCUAAGACCCAGCAUGGAUAGGAGAGUGGUCAGCCCCAUUCACUGCACUGCACCUUACCUGGCAGUAGUGGCCACGGCGCAGCCACGCCUUGCUGAGCACAGGGGUGGGAUUGCAUUCCCCUUCAUAUUGCCUAUAAGCAAGGCCCUUUUUCCUUUGGCUCACCCCAUGGGACUAGAAUGGAGCCUUAGGUCUUGUCUGAUCACCAGUGUUGAUGGCUAACGUUGUGCCUACACAUUCGAGCAUGAGGGGCACAUCCCACCGAUACACUGACAAUACGGUCUGUACGCCAACUCUGAUCUUUCUGCUUCUACGCACAGUUCUGUUUGCUUGUAUGUUUAUAUAAUCUUCAAAAUGUGGGCACUGAAAGGCAGACUUCCAAUGAUCUGAGACCAUUCCAAGGCUGACGCGGACCGCCUCCUUUUUGGUUUGAUUUGUGUAGCAUUCUACAUUGUUGGGAUCCAAUUCCGUUCCGGCUGAUGCCAGCUGAAUUUUUGCUUUUGGCUUCAGUGAGAGCAGGAUUGUGGUAUAUUCUCAGGAGUACUGAUGGGGGAAGGGAGGAAUAACUAUCCUGCAUUUUAAGAGUAAGCUUGAUUGGAACCAAAUUUUUCUCUUUCCAUCUCCAAAUAAUUAAGUGAACCAUUCACUGUAGACCUACAUCUGACACCAAAACUGAUGCGAGGAUCCACAAGGGUGGGCUGGAAUUAACACAUAACAUCUAGCAGACCAGCUGUAGAGUGUUGGAAAUACAGGCUUUCUUGGGCAAGGGUCUUAGCUAGUGUAUUGGUGCAGCUCCACUGAGUUCAGCAGAGCUAUUCUGAUGUACACCAGCUAAAGAUAUGACCCACCGGAUUCAAAACUAGCAAACUCCAAAUCUGUUGCUUCCUGAGGACCUGCGGUAUAAGAGAGAUCAUAAGAAUGAAUUUUGCAAUUAGGGAGGUCCUGCUGCUGAGGUCCUACCAGAGAUUAGAUAGCUCAGAAUGGCAAUAAUUUGACAGUAACACAAUAAUACUGUGAUUGUUGUUCAUAUCAAAUACAAGUUGUAUUGUUAUGCCACAUUUCAGUAAUGAGCUAAAAGGUCAGUAGGAGCUUAUAGGUGGAAAAUCUUGAAGGAAACUGGUUAGUGUUUCUAACAAUUCCCUGCAUAUUAAUCACACUGAUUAGUGACCCAGAAAGUUAAGAAAAGUAACUAGACUCGCUCAAAGUACUAGUGAAAAGUUUCAUAAACUCAAUCUAUUUUUCAAAACUAAUUUUUGUAUGAGGAUAGUAUAAAUUGCCAGGAAUCACAUACAAAUUGAAAUGCAAAUUUGCAUACCUACCUACCAGUGGAAGAUAUAAUUAAUAUCACGGUUGCACCACUCAUCCAACUUCUCAGCCAUGGAAUUUUUUUAAAUAAUGUAGCAUAUAAAAAGGUGUAAAUUAUACACAGUUGAUGAGAAGAAACAUUUUUCAGCUUCUUUUAAAAAAUUGGGACUGCAAACUUACCUUUCCCCCUUCCCCACGUAAAAUGCAAUUUUAUACAUGUGUUGCUUUAUAUAACAGAUAUUGAAUGUGAAUGUUACCUUUUAUGAAUGCAAUUUGCCCUUUUUCAUUAACGAAACUUCUGUUUGAAGUAAUCAAUAAACUUUGGUAUGUUCUGAUUAAUA